Molecule: messenger RNA, 462 nt
Organism: Fusarium mangiferae
Lineage: Eukaryota; Fungi; Ascomycota; Sordariomycetes; Hypocreales; Nectriaceae
Product: Cofilin
Exons: 6
Coding region: 1-462 (153 amino acids)
Biological process (GO): actin filament severing; cell motility; actin filament depolymerization
Cellular component (GO): cytoplasm; actin cortical patch; actin cytoskeleton
Molecular function (GO): actin filament binding
Source: RefSeq, a predicted model, not a curated record
AUGUCUCAAUCCGGUGCCACCGUUUCGCAGGACUGCAUAACUGCCUUCAACGACCUGAAGCUUAGCAAGAAGUACAAGUACAUCGUCUACAAGCUCUCCGACGACUACAAGGAGAUCGUUGUCGAGCACGCCUCCGACAACAGUGACUGGGAGGACUUCCGUGAGAAGCUCGUCAACGCUACCUCCAAGAGCCGAACUGGCGCUGUUGGCAAGGGUCCCCGUUACGCCGUCUACGACUUCGAGUACAGCCUGGCCUCCGGCGACGGUAUCCGAAACAAGAUCACCUUCAUUGCCUGGUCUCCCGAUGAUGCCGGUAUUCAGCCCAAGAUGAUCUACGCUUCCUCCAAGGAGGCUCUUAAGCGAUCGCUCACUGGCAUUGCCACCGAGCUCCAGGCCAACGACACUGAUGACAUCGAAUACGACUCCAUCCUCAAGACCGUCAGCAAGGGUCUUGCUGGUUAA